Rhizopus microsporus ATCC 52813 is the source of this 3147-nucleotide messenger RNA. RefSeq lists its product as uncharacterized. Gene Ontology annotation, cellular component: endosome membrane; fungal-type vacuole membrane. The transcript is spliced from 11 exons. Gene Ontology annotation, biological process: phosphatidylinositol phosphate biosynthetic process. Gene Ontology annotation, molecular function: 1-phosphatidylinositol-3-phosphate 5-kinase activity. The coding region runs from base 1 to 3147 and encodes 1048 amino acids. The record is from RefSeq and is a predicted model, not a curated record. NCBI's taxonomy places the organism in Eukaryota, Fungi, Mucoromycota, Mucoromycetes, Mucorales, Rhizopodaceae.
AUGACUCGCUUAAAGCAAGUUGAAUCACGACAUUCAAAACCGCUGCCAACAAUAAAGACAACCUUGGACAGUCUUUCAAAGAAACAUGCUGGUAGUUUACUCAUUCAUUGGUUAGAAGAAUUGGAUAUACCAGUCUAUUGGCAUCAAAUACUAUUAGAUACAGUCGUGCACAAAUUAUUCGAGACAUUUAAAUUACAUCAGUUGACAGAACAAACUAACCCGAUAUAUAUCCAAUUCAUCUCAUCCAAUUCACCAAAGGAUUCCAAGUUUCUAAAGAACGUCUAUCAUGACGAUCUGUCAUUUUAUUUUCCUGUGGGAGGCACAAUACGCUUUUAUGGUGUGAAAGAGAAUAUGGCUGUUGCUUUUAGAGAGAUAACAAGAUCAUUACUGUAUUUGACAUACUGUCUGUAUUUAGAAACGGAGUUUAUGCUAGAUAGCCAUGUACUAUUGAUCUACAAUGAUCCAGUUGAACAGACAACGGAGAGUGAUCAAUAUCACAAACACAUCUCAAUUUUCAAUUGGGUAAAGAAUUUCAGAGGGUCUGGCACAGCAGUAGGACAAGAGCUUAAGAGACGCUUUUCAUUGGAUAAAGGCUCAAAAGACACAACAUGUAUAAACAAUAGCAACCAGUUUGUAAGGCUGAAGGAAGGCGUUGAUCAUGCUCUCAUUUCAACCUCUCCAGGUUGCAAAUUCCCAUGCCCACGUAUCCUUGAUCGACUUGUACGAGAACAAGAGGAAUUGACAAAUAAAAUCAAGAUGAGCAAAAGAAUGCUUCAGAACACGCGUAGACGGUCGUCACUUUUGUCUCUGUGGAGAUCUGAACCAUCUGAAGUAGCCGUGGUGCCUGACAUCGGCCUGGAUCAUCUUUCAUUGGACACAACUUCAUUGACCAGCUUCAAGCAGCAUCAAAAAUUGGUGGUUACCUUUAGCUGCUCUUCUGGUGACGAUCAUCUCUGCAUGGGACCCGUACUUUAUCAAUUCAAUUAUUUUAGUACACAGUCAGACCAUACACUCGACCACAUUCUAUCUGAGUGGCACGCAAAGCGAGACACAUUGUGCCACGAGUGCAAGCAAAUUCCGUUUAGAGACCAUAAGUGCUCAUUUGCACACGAUAAUGGCAAUGUAACCGUAUGCUUUCAAAGUGACCAGCCGCAAAAUAAAGAUCGAUGGACGAGCUGGACUUUUUGUCCAUCGUGUAAGAGAGGACAAGAACCCACAGAGUUAUCCCACGAAGCCUUGAUGCUUUCUUUUGCUAAAUUCCUGGAGCUUUUAUUUUAUGACACUCGAUUGAUCUGCGCCUGUCAAGCAAAGCCUUACCGUUAUUUUCACAUGAACGGCCUGACGAUCCAAUUUGGCUAUCAGCCAGGAUAUUAUUAUGAACUGAGAUUGCCAGGGUUGCAAAUGAUGUCCGUGGCCCGCGUCACACAAUAUGAUAUGGAUGAGCCUAGACUCAGAGUGGCGACCUUGAACAGCUGGAAACGUGAACUGGCAACACACGACGUCGGUGUCUUUUUUGAAUCUAUUCUGACCCAUCUUAACUUGCUCAGCCACUAUAUUCAAGCUGAACAUAGACGAAGGCAACGUGAUGCAAUGCAAUUGGCGUCGGAUAGCUUGGAGCAGGACAUUCAGACUUUGCAAAAGCAAAUUGAAAGGGAUGAACAGGAUAUGCUGGGGAUACUCAGAGAAACCAAGGUGAACGAAUUGAAUGAUUUUCGUCGAUAUUUCGGUGUACAGUCCCAGCUUAUUCUUGAAAAUCUAGCUCAAUGGCAAAAGGAAAAGUGUAAGGAAGUGAUUGACGAUUGUGGAUGGGAUAAGCCUGACUAUAUAAGAGAUGCAUCGGUACAUAGUUUUCCUGGGUCUGCAGUUCUCGUAAGAGAAGAUGAGCCAACAUCUGUCAUUGCAUACACAUUAAGUUCAAACGAAUACGUUCAAGAGCUUAUGCAAGAAGGACAGUCAUCAAAUAAAUCCGGUAUGGUUACUCCAAACGUAGCAUUUCUCUCAACCCCAGGAGCACAAUUACCUGUGACAGGCAAAAACAGCCAAGUUCUUGACAGGUACUGCUCUUCUAUUGAGCGCAAAUAUGUGUCACCCACAGCAAGCACAGAGACAUCCUCGUUUCGCACGAUGAUAAUUGAAAUUUGUAAAUCAAACGUGAGUGAAGAGCGAUUGGAAGACUUGAAGAAUAUUCUACCAUGGACAAGAAAAGUGACAGAAAAAUCAUCAACAGAUGAACAAACCAAGGAGUUGAUGGCGACAUCUGCCGUUGGUAACCAAAAAGGUCAUAGUGGUAGUCUCCAUAUUCAGCACAAAUUUGUGCACAAUGACGUUGAAUUCACAUGUAUUGUUUAUUAUGCGAGCGAAUUCGAAAUGCUUCGCCGACAGUGUGGUGUACAUCAAAUAAUGAUUGAAUCACUUUGUCGAUGCCAAUCAUGGGUAGCAAGCGGUGGUAAAAGUAAAAGUCAUUUUUACAAGACACAAGAUGAUCGAUUUGUAGUGAAGGAAAUGAUGAAUGUUUGGAACGUCUCGGAAAAGGAUGCUUUUUUGAAAUUCGCGCCCAAGUAUUUUAAUCAUAUGAAGAAGUCAAGACAGAGUGCUUUAGCAAAGAUAUUUGGAUUCUUUACCAUUGAGAUCAAGAAGAAGGAAAGUUCACUAUACCUUGACGUGUUGGUGAUGGAGCAUUUAUUCUAUAACCAACAUAUCACCAAAAAGUUUGAUUUCAAAGGUAUAGUAGAACGACAUGUGGGAGAAUACCAGAAAGAGCAAAAAGAUAUAACUUUGUGGGACGGAGAUUGGUUAAACGAGUAUAAAACAAAGCUACUUGUGCAAAAUAAAUCUCUGUUUGAUGAUACCAUAGCAAAUGAUGCUGAAUUCUUAUCUCAGUGUAACAUCAUGGACUAUUCACUUCUGGUUGGGGUAAAUGAAGAAAGGCGUGAGAUCAUGACUGGUAUAGUUGGUGCUUAUACUUGGUAUAAAAAGAUUGAAUCCAAAGGCAAAUCAACCAUCAAAAAGGUGGUAACUAUAGUUCCACCAGAAGAAUACAAGACAAGAUUUUGUAAAGAGAUCCUAAACAACUAUUUUGUACCUGUACAAGGAAAGUUCGAUAUGCCGGUUAAAACUUUAUUAUCAAAUAAAUUGGCGCCAUGCUAG